Adineta steineri is the source of this 258-nucleotide messenger RNA. NCBI's taxonomy places the organism in Eukaryota, Metazoa, Rotifera, Eurotatoria, Adinetida, Adinetidae. The record is from the annotation of a GenBank genome assembly.
AUGUUUGCCAAAAUUUUCUUUGCUACUAUUCUUCUUGUUGCCAUGUUCGCAUUAAUGACUGAAGCUCAUGGCUAUGGAGGUCGAGGAGGUUACGGUGGCUACGGCGGAGGUCGAGGCUUCGGUGGUCGAGGCUAUGGAGGCCGUGGUUUCUAUGGCGGUGGAUUCGGAUACGGUGGAUACGGAUUCGGUGGCAUCGGCGUUGUCGGUGUUGCAGUUCCUGUUGCUGUUCCUGUCGUAUCUCCACUCAUUCUCGGUUAA